CGGCUGAGUCGGUCUAAACGGUUUUCGGGCCCGCCUAAGCAAUAUCCAGACGGUUUUCAUCGCAAUUACGAGCAGCUAACAAAAGUCCGAAAAAAAAACAAAAAAAAUGAAAAAAAUGCUAAUGUUUGCGGUAUGUUUUUUGGCCGUUCUUUCAGUCGUAGUCGCGAAGGACUCCGGCGGUAACGGUGCGGCGUCUAUCGUCAAUUCGGUAAACAGCGAUCCGGCCAGCACUUGGAAGGUACGUCGGUUAAAACCUAAUGCCAAACCUAACCCGGUCAACGGUUAUAUUGGUAUAACACGAUGCCCUAGUAAUGUGUUCGUUACAGGCCGGCCACAACAACGCGAUUCCGGUGGACCAAGCGAACUUCGGUAGGUUAAUGGGCUUGUUGCCCAGGAACCGGAACGCGUUCAAGUUCGCUCCUAUCAAGUACCGGGCGUCGGCAAACAACAAUAACGUCAACGCAAUAACGGACGAGCUGCCCGAGAGGUUCGACGCCAGAGAAAGGUGGCCCAUGUGCAAUUCGGUGAUCGCCCCGAUCAAGGACCAGUCUAACUGCGGAUCGUGUUGGGUAAAUAUAAAAUAAAACCUAUACAGUUGCGGUUUAAACCGCGAACCGCUGUGACCUAACCGAACCUUACCAUAUUUUGCAGGCCGUGUCCGCGGCUUCAGUGUUCAGCGACAGGCUGUGCAUAGCGUCCGGAGGGGCCGUGGCCAAGAACCUAUCGGCCGAACACCUGAACAACUGUUGUUACCGGUGCGGUCACGGGUGUGACGGAGGAUUCCCCGAGGGCGCUUGGGCUUUCUUCGCCCGGCACGGUAUCGUCACGGGCGGCGCUUAUGGCUCGAACGAGGUACAGACUAUAGACUCCACUAUAUGUUUACUUCAUGACAUUUCGUCAAAACUUCUAAGCGAUUUAAUAACUCCCGAACGUCGUUAUCGUCUCGCAGGGUUGUCAACCGUACAGCAUUUAUUCGUGCGGUAGAAACGGAAAACGUUGCAUAGAUAAAGAUCCCGAUACGCCCGAGUGUGCCGUCAAGACGUGCUCCAAUUCGAAAUAUACUGGCGAUUACAGGGCCGAUUUGCAUUAUGGUAAAUUUUUAAACUCUUAAAACGAUCUGACGUCUGAGUGUACGAGGUCAACUGUACUCCCUCCCCCCGACUCUUCUUAGACCUGCACGAUAUUAUCCUUACAUCAUGAUACAUUCAUGCAUUCAUAACCCUCAACUUUUAAUCAUUUUCUCGCAUAAAAUUAUAAAACGAAUGUUUGAAUUCGCCGUAGUUAAGGAAGCGUACUCCCUGCCGAAUUCAGAAGAGGAAAUCAUGGCGGAAAUAUACAAGCACGGUCCCGUCCAAGCGGGUUUCUACGUCUAUACGGACUUCAUGUAUUACAAAAGCGGUGAGUAUAUAUACCUAUAAGUUUCCGUCACCGGGUAUGAUAUUGAACUCUUUUGGGUUAUUUUUUAACGGCUGUGUUUCCGUGCACACGACAAUAUACACGUAAUGUCGUAGGCAUAUACCGGUACACCAGAGGUGAAAUAGAAGGCGGCCACGCGAUCAAAAUCAUCGGCUGGGGCGCGGAGAACGGUACCAAGUAUUGGCUGUGCGCCAACUCGUGGACCGAGUAUUGGGGCGAGAAAGGGCUGUUCCGGAUAAUCAGAGGACAAGACGAAUGUGAUAUCGAAGGGCGCGUGUUAGCCGGACUGCCGCGUGUACCGGUACAAUAAUAUUGCUGAUAUAACCGAGAAAUGCCGACAGCCGAGUAUCUAAUUAUAUACCUAAAAAAAAAAAAAAAAAUACUCAAUAAAGUAAUCGUGUUAUUUUUUUUUUACGACCUUUUUGUACGUUUUACUGUAAUACAAGGAAAAUAAUAAAACGAAGAUUCUAGUUGUAGAACUGUGACUAACCAAGACUU
Molecule: messenger RNA, 1914 nt
Organism: Cinara cedri
Lineage: Eukaryota; Metazoa; Arthropoda; Insecta; Hemiptera; Aphididae
Source: the annotation of a GenBank genome assembly